CUCCCCAAUCCACAGAUAACAAAACCCUUCUUAUCUUCGUCUCCAAUUCGGAUAUCCCAAAAAGCCCUAGAAAAUGUUUGCAACUCUAACACCCUCGUCCGUCCUGCAAAUUCCUCCAUUACAGAGAUUCAAGAAGCUCUCACUUUCCACCUCUUUCCUCCAUGGCUCAACUCCUCUCUCAUUCCUCUCUAAGCCCGCACCCUCGCCUCCCCAAACUCUCAAUUUCCUCCCCUCCAUUAGGGCCAUGAAGUCCCUGCAAGGCCGCGUGGUCUGCGCCACCAACGACAAGACCGUUGCCGUCGAAGUCGUGCGAUUGGCGCCUCAUCCGAAGUACAAACGGCGCAUCAGAAUCAAGAAGAAGUACCAGGCACACGAUCCGGAUAACCAGUUCAAGGUCGGAGACUUUGUGGAACUUGAGAAAUGCCGGCCGAUUAGCAAGAUGAAGACGUUCCUCGCCAUUCCGGUUCCGGCAAGGAAUUCGAAGCAGAAGGUGGCGGAAGCUGCGGCUGGGGACCUUGGGAUUCCAUUGGAGUCUCAGCAACAGGUUUAAUCGUAAUCGGUUGCGUUUUGUAGAUCUAUUCUUGUUUCUGGUCAAUGAAUGAUUGAAGAUUGUUUGAUGGAUGUUGUUUUCCAAAUUCUUAGAAUCUCUAUUCGUCUCUGCAAUUGAUGCGUUCUGAACAGUGAGAUAACUGCCGAUGAUUAUGGUGUGGUAUUGUUGCCGUCCAAA
This is a messenger RNA of Cucurbita maxima (winter squash), 727 nucleotides long. Its product is annotated as 30S ribosomal protein S17, chloroplastic-like. Gene Ontology annotation, cellular component: ribosome. NCBI's taxonomy places the organism in Eukaryota, Viridiplantae, Streptophyta, Magnoliopsida, Cucurbitales, Cucurbitaceae. The transcript has a single exon. The coding region runs from base 74 to 550 and encodes 158 amino acids. The record is from RefSeq and is a predicted model, not a curated record. Gene Ontology annotation, molecular function: structural constituent of ribosome. Gene Ontology annotation, biological process: translation.